Messenger RNA from Cephus cinctus (wheat stem sawfly), 740 nucleotides. It is a transcript of the gene SmD3, whose product is annotated as small nuclear ribonucleoprotein Sm D3. The record is from RefSeq and is a predicted model, not a curated record. Gene Ontology annotation, biological process: spliceosomal snRNP assembly; RNA processing. Gene Ontology annotation, molecular function: RNA binding. Bases 149 to 577 code for a protein of 142 amino acids. Gene Ontology annotation, cellular component: U4 snRNP; U5 snRNP; precatalytic spliceosome. The transcript has 3 exons. Lineage: Eukaryota; Metazoa; Arthropoda; Insecta; Hymenoptera; Cephidae.
CUACCUGUCACCGCUACAUGGCGCUGUUCGGCGGCUGAAAUUUGCCGCAUGAUAUUGCGGCGGCGUCUUUUCGCAUAGUCCAUGGUUAACUAAAAGAUAUAGGUUAGCGUGCGGCAACAGCAAAACAUACUUUUGGUGCGAUAUCAAAAUGUCGAUCGGCGUUCCAAUAAAAGUGCUUCACGAAGCGGAGGGUCAGACAAUAACGUGUGAAACUAACACCGGCGAGGUUUAUCGUGGGACACUUAUAGAAGCUGAAGAUAAUAUGAAUUGUCAAAUGCAAAAUAUUUCAGUGACUUACAGGGACGGCGAAACAAGUAAACUCGAGAAUGUUUACAUUCGAGGUUCGAAAAUUCGCUUUCUGAUUUUACCAGAUAUGCUCAAGAAUGCACCCAUGUUUAAGAGACCUGGCGGGAAAGGUUCGGGAACUGCGGGUAGAGGAAAAUCUGCUAUUCUGCGAGCUCAAGCUCGUGGAAGAGGUCGAGGGCAGAACCAAAGAGGCAGGGGUACUGGCUCAGCACCUUGGCUCAAUCAACAAAAUCAACCAGGGGGUUCCCAAACAGGACGAGGAAGAGGAUAACAAUAAUUAGCUUUAUAGCAUAUAAGAAUGUUUAAUAUAAGACAUCUGAAUCAAUCACCUUGCUUACGAUCUUACCUCCACAUACUUUGUAAUACCAAGUCUGCUUUGAAAUUACAACACAUGUGUCACGAUGUGGAUCUUAAUAAGAAUUCUUAAGAAAAAA